CGGAUUACGCGCCGGUUGUACGUGAAAGAAUCGCGAAUUGCAUUGUAAACAAACAUAAAACCUGUGCAUAAUUUAUAGUCAAUUUAUAGUUUUUGAGUAGUUAAAAAUUUAUGUAUAAUGCUGAAAGCUGUGAUACUUAUUGGAGGACCACAAAAAGGCACAAGAUUUAGGCCUUUAUCGUUAGAUACACCUAAGCCUCUAUUUCCAAUAGCUGGUCUACCGUUAAUACAGCAUCAUAUAGCAGCAUGUGCUAAAUUAGAAGAAUGUAAAGAAAUAUUGAUAAUUGGUUCUUAUCCAACCACUUUGAUGACUCAGUUUGUCAGUGAUAUGCAAAAGGAGUAUCAUUUGAUUAUAAGGUACCUUCAUGAGUUUAUGCCGUUAGGGACAGGAGGAGGUCUAUACCACUUCAGAGACCAAGUGCGGGCUGGAAACCCAUCAGCAUUCUUCCUGCUCAAUGGUGAUGUCUGCGCAGACUUCCCUUUAAAGGAGCUAUGGGAGUUUCAUGAAGGAAGACCAGAGGCUUUGGUAACCAUAAUGGGCACAGAAGCCACCCGCCAGCAAUCCAUAUACUACGGAUGUAUGGUGCGAGACACGAACUCAGGCGCCGUCAGCCAUUACGUCGAGAAACCACGCGGUUAUGUAUCUACGUUGAUCAACUGUGGCGUGUAUGUGUGCUCACCGCGAGUGUUUCAGAUCAUGGCUGAAGCAUUUCAGAGGAAACAGGAUCAAUUUUAUGGUUCGAACGGCCAAGGUAGUCCAGGUUAUAUGUCUUGGGAGCAAGAUGUGCUGUCGCCUCUCGCUGGGACCAACAAAUUGUACGCUCUACAGGUAACGAACUGGUGGUCGCAAGUGAAAACAGCAAGCUCAGCGAUAUACGCGAACAGGCAUUAUUUAGAACUGCAUCGAAACGGGUCCAGCCAGGCCCCAUGCAAAAUCACACCAGAUGUGUUCAUACACCCUACUGCGGUUGUUGACAGUACAGCUGUUAUAGGACCGAAUGUCUCUAUUGGUGCGGGAGUGACGAUAAAAGCAGGUGUGCGCAUAAAAGAGUCCAUUAUAUUGAACCACGCGACCGUCCAUGAGCAUGCACUGGUCAUGUACUCUAUUGUGGGUCAAGACUGCUCGGUGGGCGAAUGGUCGCGCGUGGAAGGGACCCCGCCGGAUCCGGACCCUAACAAGCCGUUUGCGAAAAUGGACAACACGCCGCUGUUCAAUAGCGAUGGCAGAUUGAACCCCUCUGUUACUAUAUUGGGCGCCGGAGUAACAAUGCCAGCAGAGAGGAUACUUCUCAAUUCAAUAGUAUUGCCUCACAAACAACUCACGAGGAGUUAUAAAAACGAAAUAAUUCUCUAGUUAUAAAUAUAUAUAUAUAUAAUUAUAUAAUGUGGUAUAAAGAAUAGCUAUUUAUUGUACAAAUUGUCUGAAUUCUCAAUGUUUUGUUUACAAACUCUCAGUCCGUGCUAUGUUUUAUUAAACGGAGAUUCUGAUACGCAAUAUAAAGAUUUCUUUAAACCGAGUUAAUAUAAUUUACUUAAUAUUUACUUUGUCUUUGCGAGACUGUUGAUAAAAAGAAAUCAUUUUAAUUUUUUGUCAUUAAGGGAUAGUGAAUACUCGAGAGUUUUACUAUAAGACUGGCUGUUCGCCCCGGCUUCGUCCAGGGUACGUAUAUAGCUUAUAGCUCGGCGAUCACGUACGUAUCCAACAAUGAAAGAAUUUUUGAAAUCGGUCCAGCAGUUUCUGAGAUUAGCGCAACACGCCCUUCAAACUCUUCAGCUUUAUAUUAUUAGUAUAGACUAUACAACAUGAUGUUGUAAAAUUUUCAUAAUAUUUUAACAAUCAUAAUAAUGUUAGGUUGGAAGAGAAUAACAUUUAUUACCGUCCCUUUCUUUUCUUUGAAAUCAUGUGAAAUGGCAAUAAUUGUGAUUAAAAUUAUUUCAAAACACAAACAUUCUUUAUGUAAUAAAAACGUUUAUAAGAAAGUUUUUUUGUGUGUAGAAGUAAUUAACUGAGCUAGGUCGGUAAGUGGUUAGUGGUAUCCUGAUGGUAAGUGACCAACAUCGCCCAAACAUUUGCAGAGAUAACCUCCAUAAAUCGUUAGAAAUUUUUUAAAAUUAAUGGGAUAUAGAAAGGAUUUACCUCGGGAACGUGUGGAAGGAAUGGGAAAGGUGAGAAAUAGGAUAUGGGCCGGGUUCCCCUACUUACCGAGCGCAACACAGUAGCAUGCUAACAGUCUCCCCGUGACCUCGCUCGCUGUAAUGUGUUCGAAACGUCCUGUAAAUAAUUUAAUGAAUAAAUCGCGUUUAAAAUCCGUUAAAAAGUUUUUAAUUUC
Zerene cesonia (dogface butterfly) is the source of this 2329-nucleotide messenger RNA. It is a transcript of the gene Gmppa, whose product is annotated as mannose-1-phosphate guanyltransferase alpha-A. The record is from RefSeq and is a predicted model, not a curated record. The transcript has 9 exons. The coding region runs from base 118 to 1353 and encodes 411 amino acids. NCBI's taxonomy places the organism in Eukaryota, Metazoa, Arthropoda, Insecta, Lepidoptera, Pieridae. Gene Ontology annotation, biological process: biosynthetic process. Gene Ontology annotation, cellular component: cytoplasm.